Messenger RNA from Trichoderma aggressivum f. europaeum, 468 nucleotides. RefSeq lists its product as uncharacterized. NCBI's taxonomy places the organism in Eukaryota, Fungi, Ascomycota, Sordariomycetes, Hypocreales, Hypocreaceae. The record is from RefSeq and is a predicted model, not a curated record. The coding region runs from base 1 to 468 and encodes 155 amino acids. The transcript has 4 exons.
AUGAAUUUGUUCUCAGGUUUCACAAUGGCGGCCCAAUCUUCCACUGUUUUCCAUUACCUCGAUAUCGGCCGAAUGGGUCGCGGCGACGUCGUGAAUCUCUUUCUAAAAGAUGCAGGAAUCGAGUAUCAGGAUAUUCGGUACUCGUACCCCGGUGAAAUAUGGCAAAACACUAGCGAUGAGUUGAAGCGCCGGGGCCUGACAAGGACCGGAAAACUGCCUGCGCACAUCCCCACGUUGCGCUACCUCGCUGGUGACCUUGGUCGCUAUGAUGGAGAAACAAGUUGGGAGAAAUAUGUUGUAGACGCGGUGUCAGAUAUUUACAUUGACUGGAGAUUCAAAUGGGUUACAAACCUAGGAAACUCAACAGAGGAGUAUAAGAAUGACACUGCUCCAACGUGUUACGACGUAUUAGCUCAGUAUUACGCUGAGUCUGAGGGUCCUUACUUGUUGGGCGACAAAAUCACUUAA